CACUAAGACAUUAAACCAUCAAGACAUUGCACAUAAACUUAGAAUAAUGAUGUAUAAAUUGAGUCAUUAGAUAAAUCUAAACUUAUUUUGUGUGAUGUAAUUUUCCGAAUGCUAUAUAAUUUGGUCUACUGAGAAAUUAAAUUAUUAAUCUCGUGGUCUAAUUUAAUUAAAAAAUUAAAUUCAUAAAUAUUUAAUAAAAAUAUUACAUAUGUAUCCAAUUAAAAUAUGCCAUUUAACGAAUUAGGUUCCACUUAAAUAUAAUAAUAAUAAUUAAAAAAAAAAAAAAACAUUGUAUUCUGACUAAGUGAACAAACAACAUAAUAUACUUGGCUCACCGAACUGUGCUACAGGUAUCCAUAACUUCUCCUACGGAGGGGAACCAUCACACUCAAAUAACGACAAGCCAUGAUAUAUAAUAUAUAUACACACAUACAUAUACAUAUAGAGAGAGAAAGUGCUUAAACAGCACAUAUAUAAAGAGGGAGAAAUUGCCGCAAUAAACCAGGAUUCAAAGUUCAAACAAACAGAAACAGAUCCGUAAUACGCUUUGGUGGACAUGGAGAGAACAAGCAGCAAGAAAGGAGACGAAACGGCCGAAGAAAAAGGCACCGUCGUGGAGCCUACGAAGACGAAGAAGGUGGAAGAAGACGAUGACGCGAUCGACUCGAUCGAGCGGAUCUUCGAGUGCAAGGAGGUACCGCCAUGGCAGAGCCAGCUGACGGUGCGAGCCUUCAUGGUGAGCAUAUUGUUGGGAGUUCUCUUCACCUUCAUCGUGAUGAAGCUCAAUCUCACCACCGGUAUCAUCCCGUCGCUCAACGUCUCGGCCGGUCUGUUAGGGUUCUUCUUCGUCAAGACGUGGACGAAGCUUCUCCAGAAAUCUGGACUCCUGAAGCAGCCUUUCACCAGGCAGGAGAACACCGUCAUUCAGACCUGCGUCGUCGCCACCUCCGGCAUCGCCUUCAGCGGAGGUUUUGGUAGUUACCUUUUUGGCAUGAGUGAGAAAAUUGCUGAACAGUCAAGUGAAGCUAAGAAUGCAGCGAAUAUCAAGAAUCCAACUUUGGCAUGGAUGAUUGGAUUUCUUUUUGUUGUUAGCUUUCUCGGACUCUUUUCUGUGGUGCCUCUUCGGAGGAUAAUGAUAGUAGACUUCAAACUGACUUAUCCAAGCGGCACUGCAACCGCUCACCUUAUCAACAGCUUCCAUACUCCUAAAGGAGCCAAGCUUGCAAAGAAACAAGUCAGAACUCUCGGCAGAUUCUUCUCAUUUAGCAUCUUGUGGGGUUUCUUCCAGUGGUUCUACACUGGAGGGGAAAAUUGUGGAUUUGAAUAUUUUCCUUCACUUGGUCUCAAAGCCUACGAACAAAAGUUUUAUUUUAAUUUCUCAGCAAUGUAUGUUGGUGUUGGGAUGAUCUGUCCAUAUCUAGUCAACGUAUCGUUGCUAAUUGGAGGAAUUCUCUCAUGGGGUAUAAUGUGGCCUCUUAUAGAGACCCAGCAGGGCCAUUGGUACCCUUCUGGCCUGGGGCAAAGUAAUCUCCAUGGGAUACAGGGUUACCGGGUCUUCAUUGGCAUAUCCAUGAUCCUAGGUGAUGGACUAUACAACUUUGUCAAAGUCCUUUAUAUCACCAUCUUUGGUUUAUAUAACCAAAUGCGUCAAAAAGAUUCAGGUGAUGUCCUUCCAGUUGAUGGUCGGUCUGCCCUAGCGAAUUCUGUAUCUUAUGACGACCAACGACGGACCCAACUUUUCCUCAAGGACCAAAUACCAACAUGGCUUGCAGUUGCUGGCUAUUUAAUCAUUGCUGUCAUCUCUGCCGUUACAAUUCCACAUAUCUUCCCCCCACUCAAGUGGUACUAUAUUGUGGUUAUAUAUGUAUGUGCACCCGUAUUAGCCUUUUGCAAUGCUUAUGGAUGUGGGCUGACUGAUUGGUCCUUGGCAUCCACCUACGGAAAGCUGGCAAUCUUUGUAAUCGGAUCAUGGGCAGGAGCCUCUGGUGGUGGAGUGCUCGCGGGAUUAGCAGCUUGUGGGGUUAUGAUGAACAUAGUCUCCACUGCAUCUGACCUCACGCAGGAUUUCAAGACAGGCUAUAUGACCCUGGCUUCACCAAGGUCCAUGUUUGUGAGCCAAGCUAUUGGUACUGCAAUGGGCUGUGUUAUUUCCCCUUGUGUGUUUUGGCUCUUCUACAAGGCAUUCCCUGAUAUCGGUGUCCUUGGUACAGAAUAUCCUGCCCCUUAUGCUACUGUUUACCGGAACAUGGCAAUCUUGGGGGUUGAUGGGUUUUCAGCUUUGCCAAAGCACUGCCUUCAGCUUUGCUAUUUGUUCUUUGGUGUGGCUAUUGUUGUCAAUGCAAUCCGAGAUGUUGUUGGAAAGAAGUGGGCUCAGUAUAUUCCUCUUCCUAUGGCAAUGGCAAUACCAUUCUACAUUGGAUCGUACUUUGCGAUUGCUAUGUGCAUUGGGAGCUUCAUACUCUUUGUUUGGAGGAAGAUAGACAAGGCCAAGGCCGAUGCAUUCGGACCUGCUGUGGCUUCUGGUUUAAUUUGUGGGGAGGGAAUAUGGACACUGCCUAGUUCCAUUAUCGCUUUGUUAGGUGUGAAACCACCCAUCUGCAUGAAGUUUCUGAGCAGUAAAUAUACUAGCAAGGUUGAUAAAUUCCUUAAAGAACUUAAAUCUAAAUCUAAGAUUGGGUAGGCAAGUAUAUGGUGUCUUAUUUCUUUUGUUCAUCUUCAAACAUGGAUCUCAUCAUAUCUAUGUACAUGUAGAAUUAUUCAUGCAUCUGUUGAUGCUAGAAAGUAGAGUCAAAGUCCUAUAUGUGCAAAGUAUUCAUAUAUAAUAAGAUCCAAAAUU
This is a messenger RNA of Cornus florida, 2836 nucleotides long. RefSeq names its product probable metal-nicotianamine transporter YSL7. The record is from RefSeq and is a predicted model, not a curated record. Gene Ontology annotation, cellular component: membrane. The transcript is spliced from 6 exons. NCBI's taxonomy places the organism in Eukaryota, Viridiplantae, Streptophyta, Magnoliopsida, Cornales, Cornaceae. Gene Ontology annotation, molecular function: oligopeptide transmembrane transporter activity. The coding region runs from base 557 to 2680 and encodes 707 amino acids.